AUGGACCAAAUCAGCGAAUUACUCGCCACAGGCGAAGAAGUCCUCGAUGUCGAAGAGGAGUCAUUCCUCCUCUUCGCGCAAGACAUCCCAACCAACAAUCUGGGCAUGAUCGAUUCCCGCGCACAAUCAGUGGAGUUAACAAUCCACGGCAAUGAAUACACCAUCAAUCAAUCACCUGCUCUCCUCUCUGGUCACAGAGCCGGGGGUACUACAGGCGCCGUCCUCUGGAAAAUCACCCCCCUCUUCGCAGAAUGGAUAACCUCCCCAACAAACCCCCUUUGGACAACAACCCUCCUAAACAGUUCCUCAACAGUAGUCGAACUAGGCACCGGAAUCUCAGCCCUGGUAGCCCUAACCCUAGCCCCCUCCGUCAGCUACUACAUCGCCACAGACCAGGAAUACGUGCAGCGGUUAUUCCGCACGAACCUGGAAGCGAAUGUGUCCAUCUCAUCGUCCGCUGGAACUGGAACAGGGACAGGAAAUAGCAAAAGCAAAAGCAGCAAGGGGAAAGGAAGCAAGAUUUCCAAAUCAAAACAGUCCUCCACAGCCUCAAGUCCCAAAGUUGGAAAUACGUCCAAUAUCAGCUUCACGACUCUAGAUUGGGAAACUGAUCAACCGGGUUCAUUAAAGGAGGAAUGUAUUCCCUCUGGAAGAACACACUCUAACCAAGAUAGCCAAGACAAAAGAGAUGAAAGAGAUGAAGGAGAAGAAGACCGCGGCUUUGAUCUCCUCCUCUCGUGCGAUUGCAUCUACAACGAAGCCCUCGUCUCCCCAUUCGUGCGCACUUGCGCUGAAAUUUGUCGGCUGCGUCCGGUUUAUGAUCCAGCCAAGCAGAGACAGGGACAGGGACGCCGUCGACCGACUAUUUGUAUUAUUGCGCAGCAGCAGAGGUCGCCGGAUGUUUUUGAGACUUGGUUGAGGGAGACUAUGCGCGAGUUUAGGGUUUGGAGGCUUUCGGAUGAUGUUCUGGGGCAGGGAUUGAAGAGUGGGACUGGAUAUUUGGUUCAUUUGUUGAUGGUUAGAUGA
Molecule: messenger RNA, 1026 nt
Organism: Penicillium antarcticum
Lineage: Eukaryota; Fungi; Ascomycota; Eurotiomycetes; Eurotiales; Aspergillaceae
Product: S-adenosylmethionine-dependent methyltransferase
Exons: 3
Coding region: 1-1026 (341 amino acids)
Source: RefSeq, a predicted model, not a curated record